GCAACACAAAACGUAAACAAUCUUCUCGCGGCAUUUGGUGUGCGUUUUACGUGCGGGAUUUUAAUUUGCUGGUAGUUUUCUCAGGAAACUAUGUAAAAAUGGCUCCUAAAAUCGACCAGAAAGAGUAUUUAAAGCGUUAUCUAUCGAACGAUAAAGACAAGAAGAAGAAAAAGAAGAAAAAGGAUAAAAAAGUGACCAAACCGGGCAAUGUGGUUAUAGUUGAUGAUGAUUUGGAUCUAACGGAACUUCAGAAGAGGAUGGAUGCUGACGAAACGGAUCUGUUCGGGCUAGAUGAAGAAGCACCGCUUGUUGUCGGAAUUAUCGACGAACGACCCCCAGAACUAAGAGCUAAGGAGGACUUCAGCAGCACCAAGUGGAAAGCGGUGGCUAACAGUUUUGAUAGUAUGGUACGGGAAAGCAACCGGGCGGUUGGAGCAUCGGAAAAUGGUGCAAAUCGUCGAAGGAAGGAUUCGGAUGAAAGUCCUCCUAGAAGAACAUCGAAGGAGAAAGAGAGCUUGUGGGGGAAAGCUACAAGGCACGAUUCCGAUGAAAGUCCACCAAGGCGCAAAGGUACGUCGCACAAAACCGAUCGACGGGGAAAGGAUACGGAUGAAAGUCCUCCACGAAGGAGGUCGAAGGAAAGGGACGGCUUCAGAGGGAAAGCAAACGAUUCCGAUGAAAGUCCACCACGUAAAAGUAGUUCGCGUAGAACAGAUCGUCGCGGAAAGGAUUCGGAUGAAAGUCCACCAAGAAGAAAAUCGAAGAAGGAUAAAGACUCUUCUAGAGAAAAAGGAAGAAGAGAAGAUUCCGACGAAAGCCCACCGAGUAAAAGUGCUUCUCAUAGAACCGAACGACGUGGAAAGGAUUCAGAUGAAAGUCCUCCCAGAAGGAGGUCGAAGGAAAAGGAAUAUUAUAGAGCAAAAGUGAAGAGAGAGGAUUCGGAUGAAAUUCCACCCCGAAAAGAGAGGGGAAGGCACGGCAGAAGAGAAGAUUCGGACGAGAGUCCACCGCGCAAACGUAAGCAACGCGAAGACUGCGACCGUAGUUCACCGCGGAAGCAUCGACAUAGUGAUAGAGAAAGUCCUCCCCGAAGAAGAAAGGAUUUUUCUUCCAAUCGUCGGCGUGAUUCGGACGAAAGUCCUCCUCGACGUAGCCGUCCGGAUAAUACUAAUCGACGUCGUAAUGAUUCUGACGAAAGUCCUCCCAGACGUAGUAGAGGAACAGAUGGGCGGGAUAGCUCCGCACGUCGUCCAACUAGAACCGCUUCACCUCAGGUACGAAUCAAGCAAGAAAAGCAUAGUUCCGAUUACGAUCUUUCUCCACCAAGAAAGCGAGAUUCGGAUGAAAGUCCACCGCGAAGAAGGGCGGCCACGAACCGACGACGCUUUUCCAAAAGCCCGGAUAGACGUAGACGAGAUUACCGUGAGAUAGAGCGACGGAUCAAACAGGAACCACGGUCUCCGUCGCAGAGAAGAAACGAACCGCCGGAACGGAUGAGUAAAACGCUCGACGGUAAACGGGCCGGUCUGCAGGAUGCCGCAUCGUUGCGCGAAGAGAACGAAAAGCAUCGGGCACGGGAACGGGAUGCGUUGAUGAAAAUGUCCGACGAUGUUUCCGGUCGUUAUGCGGAUACGGUGGUGCGCGAUAAAUCGGGACGGAGACGUGAUGUGGAGAAGGAACUAAGGGAAGAGUUAGCUAAACGUAAGGAAGACGAGAAGAAGAAGGAAGUUUAUUCCCGGUGGGGAAAAGGUGUAAAACAGGCGGAAGACUAUAAAGCACAGCUACAGGAAGCGGCACACGAAAUGGAGAAACCUUUGGCACGGUACGCCGACGAUAAAGAUCUGGACGAAUACCUCAAGCAGCAAGAGCGGGACGGUGAUCCAAUGUUGGAGUACCUGCGUAGCAAACAGAAGGAAGAAAACAAACGGGCAGGCAUUCCGGAAAAGCCACUGUAUCAGGGAGCAUUUCCCGACAAUCGGUUCGGCAUACGGCCCGGCUAUCGGUGGGAUGGCGUAGACCGAUCGAACGGGUUCGAGAAGAGUUGGUUCGAAACGACCAGCAAGAAGAAGGCGGGCGAGGAAGAGGCGUACAAGUACAGUGUGGAAGACAUGUAAACUGAAGGUGACUCCAUUCGGAUUUGAUAGUUUGUAUGUGUUAAGGUGACCCCCGAAUAAGAAUACAUACGCACACGCGUCGUUGUGGGAUUUAAA
Messenger RNA from Anopheles stephensi (Asian malaria mosquito), 2210 nucleotides. Its product is annotated as BUD13 homolog. Lineage: Eukaryota; Metazoa; Arthropoda; Insecta; Diptera; Culicidae. The record is from RefSeq and is a predicted model, not a curated record. Gene Ontology annotation, molecular function: RNA binding. Gene Ontology annotation, cellular component: RES complex; U2-type spliceosomal complex. Bases 99 to 2114 code for a protein of 671 amino acids. The transcript is spliced from 3 exons. Gene Ontology annotation, biological process: mRNA splicing, via spliceosome.